This is a messenger RNA of Piliocolobus tephrosceles (Ugandan red Colobus), 657 nucleotides long. RefSeq names its product keratin-associated protein 10-3-like. NCBI's taxonomy places the organism in Eukaryota, Metazoa, Chordata, Mammalia, Primates, Cercopithecidae. Bases 1 to 657 code for a protein of 218 amino acids. The record is from RefSeq and is a predicted model, not a curated record. The transcript is spliced from 2 exons.
AUGGCCGCGUCCACCAUGUCCGUCUGCUCCAGCACCUGCACCGACUCCUGGCAGGUGGACGACUGCCCAGAAAGCUGCUGCGAGCCCCCCUGCUGCGCCCCCAGCUGCUGCGCCCCGGCCCCCUGCCUGACCCUGGUCUGUAUCCCAGUAAGCUGUGUGUCCAGCCCCUGCUGCCAGGCGGCCUGUGAGCUCAGCCCCUGCCAAUCAGGCUGCACCAGCUCCUGCACGUCCUCGUGCUGCCAGCAGUCUAGCUGCCAGCCGGCUUGCUGCACCUCCUCCCCCUGCCAGCAGGCCUGCUGUGUGCCCGUCUGCUGCAAGCCUGUGUGCUGCAAGCCUGUCUGCUGUCCUGUCUGCUGCAAGUCCGUCUGCUGUGUGCCUGUCUGCUCUGGGGCUUCCACUUCAUGCUGCCAGCAGUCUAGCUGCCAGCCGGCUUGCUGCACCACCUCCUGCUGCAGACCCUCCUCCUCUGUGUCCCUCCUCUGCCGCCCCGUGUGCAGGUCCACCAGCUGCGUGCCCGUCUCCUCCUGCUGUGCCCCCGCCUCCGCCUGCCAGGCCAGUUGCUGCCGCCCAGCCUCCUGCGUGUCCCUCCUCUGCCGCCCUGUGUGCUUCCGCCCGGCCUGCUACAGCCUCUGCUCUGGCCAGAAGUCCAGCUGCUGA